Prorocentrum cordatum is the source of this 1991-nucleotide messenger RNA. The record is from the annotation of a GenBank genome assembly. Lineage: Eukaryota; Dinophyceae; Prorocentrales; Prorocentraceae.
AUUCUGGCACAAGACCUUGUGGUUCAGGAUCUCCUUGGAUGCGAGACACCCGUGGAGGAUUACGACAGCGUGGUUCUCCCCUCGAAGCAGCCAUCAAGAAUUGCGGGAGGACAACGCAAUGGAGAGCAGCGCUGCAUAUCUUCCGCGAGGUGUCUCGGUCGCAUGCGAGAUUGAGCCCAGGUUGUUACAGCUCGAUUGCUGGCGCAUGCAGUAAGGGCAGGCAGUGGCAGAAGGCUUUGGCGCUGAUCAGCGAGAUGUGGGAAGCGAAUUUCGAGCCUGACGUUACCUCAUCUGCAACGCUGAGAUCAGCGCGUGCGACAAGGGCGAGCAGUGGCAGCGGGGUUUGGCGCUUCUCAGCGGGAUGCGGGAGGCGCAGCUGGAGCCUGACGUGAUCAGCUACAGCGCUGGGAUCAGCGCGUGUGGGAAGGGCGAGCAGUGGCAGCGGGCCUUGGCGCUGCUCGGCGAGAUGCGGGAGUCGAUGCUGGAGCUCAACAUUAUCUAUCCUAAAAUCUACAACGCUGGGGUCAGCGCGUGCGAAAAGGGCGAGCAGUGGCAGCGGGCCGUGGCGCUGCUCAGCGAGAUGCGGGCAGCGUGCCUGGAGCCCGACGUUAUCCAAACUCUACAGCGCUGGGAUCAGCGCGUGCGAAAAGGGCGAGCAGUGGCAGCGGGCUCUGGCGCUGCUAAGCGAGAUGUGGAUUGCGAGUCUUGAGCCCGACGUCAUCGUCUACAACGCUGCCAUCAGCGCGUGCGAAAAAGGCGAGCAGUGGCAGCGGGCCCUUGGCCUUCUUAGUGAGAUGCGGGAGGCAGAUCUGCAGCCCAACGUCAUCUCAGCUACAACGCUGCGGUCAGCGCGUGCGAGAAGGGCGAGCAGUGGCAGCGGGCUCUGGUGCUUCUCAGCGAGAUGCGGGGAGCGAAUCUGCAGCCCGACGUUACCCAUCUACAGCGCAGGGGUCAGCGCGUGCGAGAAGGGCGAGCAGUGGCAGCGGGCUGUGGCGCUUCUCAGCGAGAUGCGGGAGGCGCAGCUGGAGCCCGACGUGAUCAGCUACUGCGCUGGGAUCAGCGCGUGCGAGAAGGGCGAGCAGUGGCAGCGGGGUCUGGCGCUGCUAAGCGAGAUGUGGGAGGCGAAGCUGAAACCGAACGUGAACAGCUACAACGCUGGGAUCAGCGCGUGCGAGAAGGGCGUGCAGUGGCUGCGGGCUUUGGCGCUUCUAAGCGACAUGAGGGAGGCGCAGUUGGAGCCCGACGUGAUCAGCUACUGCGCUGGGAUCAGCGCGUGCGAGAAGGGCGAGCAGUGGCAGCGGGCUCUAGUGUUGCUGAGCGAGAUGGGGGAGGUGGAGCUGGAGCCCACCAUCAUCUACAACGUCGGCAUCAGCGCGUGCGAGAAGGGUUUGCAGUGGCAGCGAGCUUGGGCGCUUCUCAGCGAGAUGUGGAAGACCAAGCUAGUUCCCGACGUGAUCAGCUACAGUGCCGGGAUCAGCGCGUGCGAGAGGAGCGAGAAGUGCGAGUAUUAAUAGUGGUCCUUUGCCCUUCUCGGCGGGAUGUUGGAGCUGAAACUGAAGCCCAUCGUCAUUUGUUAUAGCGCCGGGUUUAACGUAUCCGAGAUGUGCGAGCAGUGAUAGUUGGGUUUGGCGCUGCUCAACGAGAUGCGGAGAUCGAAGCUGGAGCCCCGCCUCAUCUCUUUUACGGGACCGUGUGCAGCGAGCCCGGCUUGGGCAAGCAGUACCACUAGCUUCGAGGGAGCCAGAUCGGCGUGGCCGGCCCACAGACGGCCCCGGAGGAAAAUUCUCUCUUGAUGUAAUCGUCGAGGGGGGACGUGCCCAAGAGCGUGAGGUAGACCCAGCCGCUGGGCCGGACGCUAGUGUAGGGCGUGGAGCCAGGGAGACGGGCGUCGGGGAGGCGGAGAUCCCAUAGCUGGCGGCCAUGCGUCAGGCCCUCGAGGAGGUCAGCCUCCCCCUCUGCUUCUCCCCGCAACGGUCUCUCGUCGCGGCGGA